This is a messenger RNA of Lecanosticta acicola, 1708 nucleotides long. NCBI's taxonomy places the organism in Eukaryota, Fungi, Ascomycota, Dothideomycetes, Mycosphaerellales, Mycosphaerellaceae. The record is from the annotation of a GenBank genome assembly.
AUGUCUGCUUCGGAUCGUCAAGAGACGCCAAAGAUCGCCGCUGUGUUUCUUGUAGUAUUCGACCAAAAGGUAGGGUGCGUACAGGGCGUGAUUUACGCCUGCACCACAGAUGCUGACGCGUGCCAGCUACACCAUUGCCUGGAAGCGUAGCCUGCCCGAUCUCGAUCUCGAAGGAGUCGAAUAUAAGAGUUUUCCGUCCGGCCUCCACGCUGUUAAAGAGGACUUGGUGUAUUUCAUUCACGCGCAGAAUGCCGGAGUCAGCGCAUUCGUACAGGGAGAGGCGGAUGCAGGACACCGCAAUGCGAACUUCGUAGCUGUCGGUGCAUUAGUCCCACUCAGCUAUGGGCAAUUAGGAAGAAGCUGGGUACACGCAGAAGAGCUCAGGAGCUUGGCAAGAGACAUUGUCAAGGAUGGAGACAAUAAGCAGCCAUUAGAGCUGUUCUGGAAGAAACAUGUGGUGGAUGAGACAUCGAAGAAGCCAUCGAUACCUUCAGAGUUAGGCGUUGAGGCUGGGGGCGGCCCAGGAGAUAGAAAGAGAAGGCGGGCCCUCUCGGAGGCAACGUUAGCAGGUUUCAACGCAGAGCAACAUUGGCCGGCGGCCCAUCCCGCUCUCCAUGUACCAGCGUUGCUGGAUAUCUGGGGCCCUCUGCUCUUCCCACUCUACCGAGCCGUACUCUCGCGAAAGCGAAUUCUGCUUGUUAGCAGCCCCUCAGUACAGGCGAACGCAAAUACCGUAUACCUAGCGUCCGUACUAUCGGGCAUCCCGCGGUCUUUGGGCGAGAGCCUGCCUCCAGAAGCCGAUGAUCUCCACCGCGCUCUGCCUCUGUUCAGCGUCGGCAUACACGAUAUCCCGAGCCUAUCCAAGCGCAGCGAUGACAGAACUGGUUGGCUUGCAUGCACGACUGACGAAAUUCUGGGAGAGAAGAAGGAUUUGUACGACCUGCUCGCUGAAUUACCAGGUUCUGCACCCACACCUCACAAGGUUUGGCCAAAACUUCGCACGUCAGACGGCAGGAUACUCAGAGCUUCACAGCGUGACUUGCGUAGAUGGACCCUCUUGCGCCGAGAACUGAGACGAUUACGGAGGCAGACAAUCGGUCUUUAUACAGACAUACCGAUUGUAGAGCCUGCAACUGACAGCGACGAACGACCCCUGCUCAAGCGGAGUCGAACCAGUGCCGACCUUUACGAUAACACUGGACUGCAAGAGCGUGACGAGUCAGAGGCGGUGGAAGCCUCUUCAUGGAGCGCACUCGCGUACCGCGGCUUCAUGUGGUGGGCCUCCGCAGGCGAAGCAAGUGCCUGGGAGAACGAGGAAUCGAAAGCAGAUGAGGAGUUACUCUUUGAUCUACCUAACGUACAUGACAUGUUUCCCAACUCGUCACCUGGCGGCAAUGGUACGGAGGCAGAGCGCGAAGCAGAAUAUGCGCGUGCAGCAGCUACAUUACUAGUGGCUUACUUCCGCCGAAUCACCGAAGAAGCGCUGAGGUCGAUGGCGAGUAUUGUCGAAGAAGCAGACGACAACACAGAAGAAGGCAUUGAGGAAGAUGAAAUUGAGCUCAGCGGUGACGACGUUCGUGCCAUGGGCCUGGAUGCCUGGAGUGGCGAGGACAAAAUCUUUGUCAAGGACAUGAUGAAGCUUUGGUUCGAGCGCGAUGCUAAUGUCACCGAUCAAGGAGUGCGGCUAUGCGGGGUACGGAUAUGCUAA